Messenger RNA from Brassicogethes aeneus, 537 nucleotides. NCBI's taxonomy places the organism in Eukaryota, Metazoa, Arthropoda, Insecta, Coleoptera, Nitidulidae. The record is from the annotation of a GenBank genome assembly.
AUGAGUAAGACUCCGCCAAAUGAAGAAAAGCUUUUGGAAAAUGUUUCAUUAUACUUGUCUUCUUUAGAAGAUAAAAUAAAGAUACACCAUUUGCAAGAGAAAACUAAUCACAGAGACUGGUCAGAACUUAAUCCUGUUCUUAAAUCUAUAGAAAACAAGACAUCAAAACACACACAACAAAAUGUAUUAGUUAAAGCUUCUGUGGCAUUAAAAGCUGAAAGUGGAGUAGAAAAGUCCUCUUCGGUAAGAAAUAGCAUGAUUACAACUGAACCAAAUAAUGAAAACUGUUUGGACAAUUUUUCACCACAAUGGUCUUCCAAAGGAGAAGAAAUAAAGACACACAAUUCGCAAAAGAAAACUUAUCAGAAGUCAGAAUGCAAAUUCUUAGCUUCUGGGAUUUGCUAUAAAUGUACUGAAAAUAUAACUCCAAAGAGAAUGGGCAGAAAAUGUUCAAAAUGCAUAAGAACAUUCCAUUUUAAAUGCCAAUACAAUUUUUUUGCAAAACCAUUCAUCUGCAUUAAGUGCAUUAUUUUUUAG